ACAGGACUACAAGGAUAGGCUUGGAAAUUGCUAGGUGUGGAGCCUUGGUGCUGACCUUCCAGGAACAGCUACUCUUUCGGUUCCUCAAUUGAGAAGAGGGGGGCGGCGCAUUGCCAUGAAACAGCUGGGACACGGGCAGGAAUCUGCAAGCAGAGAGUUUCUUCCAUCUGUACCCAGUUGUCUUCAGCAUGGAGGAACAGAACCACUCUCCUGGAAAGGAGCUGCAGCAUAGGACACGAGCGGAGUCUCCAGGAAAGAAGAGCUGGCACUCCCAGGCCUAUGCCCUUGGGGCCGUUUCCAACUUUAUGUCUACUUUUCUGACUUUCCCUAUCUAUAAGGUUGUGUUCCGGCAACAGAUCCAUGCCGUGGCGGUGUCAGAGGCUGUGCGACAGCUUUGGCAUGAAGGCCCUCAAUACUUCUACCGGGGAAUAUACCCGCCUCUUCUCUCCAAGACAUUGCAAGGGACUCUGUUGUUUGGGACUUAUGAUAGCCUGCUGUGUUCUCUCUCUCCUGUUGGGCCACACUCCCUGAGACACCGCUGGGCUGCAGGGCUCAUGUCUGGUGUGGUGGAGGCUGUGGCACUGAGCCCCUUUGAAAGAGUGCAAAAUGUGCUCCAGGAUGGUCGCAAGCAAGCCCGCUUCCCCAGCACCGUCAGCAUUCUCAAGGAAUUCAACUCUUAUGGGCUUUGGGGGCGGCUGUCACUGGGCUACUAUCGUGGUUUCUGGCCUGUCCUUCUCAGGAACAGCCUGGGGAGUGCUCUGUAUUUUUCCUUCAAGGACCCCAUCCAGGAUGGCUUGGCAGAGCAAGGUCUGCCCCAUUGGGUUCCUGCCUUAGUGUCUGGGAGUGUCAAUGGAACGAUCACCUGCCUAGUUCUGUAUCCUCUGAUUGUGCUGGUGGCCAAUAUGCAGUCCCAUGUUGGCUGGCAGAGCAUGCCAAGCCUGUGGGCCUCUGCUCAGGACGUGUGGGACACUCGGGGCCGAAAGGUGUUCCUGAUCUACCGGGGAGGCUCCCUUGUCAUCCUAAGGUCCAGCGUGACAUGGGGCCUCACUACGGCUAUCCAUGACUUCCUGCAGAGGAGGUCUCAUUCCAGGAAAGAGCUGAAAGACUGACUAGCUGCAGGAAGUGUGGCUAUGGCAACUUUGUUAACCUAAGCCUUCCCAGGUCGGUCUAAAUAGCUUACUUCUUUGGCUUGGUUACCUGAUACAACCAUUCUUUAGUGUCUUUGAACUGCCAGUGCAUGGGAGAAGUUCCCAGCUACCAGCCUGUUGGGCACAGACAAAGCCCAACAGAGUUCCUUGGUCAGAAAGAGAAAGUCACUCUGGUCUGUCCACAGUUUCAACAGCCGCGGACCAAGGAGGCCCUUAAAAAACUUGUAACCCUGAUGAAAUAUCAUUCCUUUAAGGAGUUCCUUGACAGUAAGAGGAACUGUUGAAAGAUGACCUUAGUUAGCCACUGUGAGUUCUGGGAUCCCUCCAGUUGUCCUUUGGACCAAACUUAGUGGAGGACCAGGGACUCCAGUGUCAAAGAACUAAGCUUGACGCUUAGGAUGUGGAUUCCAUAGAACUUCUCAGAUGGCUACAUUUCCACAAUAUUGUUCACUAUUUCUACCACCACCACUCUCACUUCUCAGGGCUGUGGGCUCUAGUUUCAGUCAGGCUGGCAGCUGGGGCUAGAAACCCUAAAUUAUACUUGCCUCAACUGAUCAGAUGUCACAGGAACUGAUGGGACUGGAUAUAGGAGUGGGAAGAAGUGUUGUCACGGGGCGCCUGGGUGGCUCAGUCGUUAAGUGUCUGCCUUUGGCUCAGGUCAUGAUCCCAGGGUCCUGGGAUCG
Leptonychotes weddellii (Weddell seal) is the source of this 1831-nucleotide messenger RNA. It is a transcript of the gene SLC25A53, whose product is annotated as solute carrier family 25 member 53. The record is from RefSeq and is a predicted model, not a curated record. Gene Ontology annotation, cellular component: mitochondrion. NCBI's taxonomy places the organism in Eukaryota, Metazoa, Chordata, Mammalia, Carnivora, Phocidae. Gene Ontology annotation, molecular function: NAD transmembrane transporter activity.